Porites lobata is the source of this 5987-nucleotide messenger RNA. NCBI's taxonomy places the organism in Eukaryota, Metazoa, Cnidaria, Anthozoa, Scleractinia, Poritidae. The record is from the annotation of a GenBank genome assembly.
AUGAGAAAUAUUGCGAUACGUCACCGUAUGUUAUUUGCUAUGAUAGCUGUUCUGGUAAUAUGCUUCUUGGCAGCGGUUGGUGCAUCGAUCAGUUUACACAUCAUGAUGUCUUCUGACGGUAAUUUUUUCAAUUAAUUUGAAUAUGGCUAAUCCUUAUAAGACAUGUUUUUAAACCGGUUGAUCUGGAUUGAUCCAACCAUCUUUCACCCUGGGGGGAACUCCCAUAUAAAAGUGACGGGGGUGCUAAUAGGAAAAUUAAAAUUAUACCCCUAAGGGAUACCAACGUGGAUGUGGCUAAAGCUUAAACUGACCUCUAAAGGAGAGCAUACUAAAACAGACUUCAUGGCAUUUUUUGUAAAUUUUGUUUUAUGCACAGCCCUAAGCGAUACCUAAAUAGGCAACAUCUAGUGACUUCCCUUCCCAAACAUCCCAAGUGAGUCCAAAAUUUUUGCAAUUUACACGGCGUAAGCGACACUACGAGCAUCCCCAGUCACUUUUAUAUGGGAGUUCCCCGGGUCUUUCACUUUAUUUCAUUGUACGCAGCGGAUGGUAUUGGCCAUCUCUCGUUCCCUUUAACCAGGGCAUUCAACACGUUUUAGGGUUUACAUCAUAUUAUUUUUAGGCCACAAGUACUUGGGUGACCGGAAAUCGUAUGAUCUUUAGCUCUUUCGUGAAUGAAUCUAAUGAGAUGGGUAAUAUUUGAUUCACAUUCAUUUAUAUGUUUGUGGCUGCGAUUAGCCUGUGCCAGGCUCUCAGAUAAUAGGGACGUUGCGAAAAUAAGACGCGCUCGAUCUGGGGAAGGGGGCGGUGCGCGCGUUUUUCGCAUAACUGUUUACUGCACGACUACAAGUUACCAUUUGGAGCCAGGGCACAUGCUAGGCUACGAUACGCUAAUAAGUUCCAAAACGGCGAAACAAAGCUGUCUGUAUCUUCCCUUUAGCUAUGAGCUCUUAACAAGACGAGUCUAAUGUUAAAUGUGGUACGGGGACGGGGAGGAGGGGCUCCCAUACAAAAGUGACGGGGAUCCUCGUCGGAAAUUUAAAUUAAACCCCUAAAGGCCUGGGGGGUACUCAAUACAGUAGUUUUAUACAAGGAGGGUCCGCUCCGCGGUCCAUCUCCUUAUACUUUUAUAUACCAUUCAAUGCCACAGAAUAGAUUAUAAUGGGGUAGGGGUUCUGAGAGGCCAGCGGCACAUACCCAGCAAAAAUUGACCCAAGUAACCCCCAGGGCUGGUUUUUCGUAUCCGGGGUGGCCCACGUUUUAGCCUAGAAUAACAUAUAGAUUUAGCCAGGGCUAAAAGCGAAACUCUCUUUAAUACUUAUAGUUUCCUCAAAAAAAAAUAAAAUAAUAAAAUCGAGUAAUACUAAAGAAACGGUGAAGACAACGAGAACGGUAAAAAACAACGACAAUAGAUAUAAUUAGCAAAAAGACAAAUUUGUACGUUUAUUCUAAUUAGCAAAACAACUACUUUGCACGUGCAGCACACUUUUUUUAGGAUUUCCUUGCCGUUGUUUUGCACGACUUAAACGUGGAACUUCUUUUAACUUCCUAGUUACACGUUUUAUGGAGGAAAUGUUUGUGUUCCCUAUCACUGUUUUUUCACUGCGGCUCAUUUCACCUUGGAAGUCGCUAGCUUUUUUCAUUUUCUCACCGCUGCUAUAUAAUUUUUAUGUUUUUCCUUCCAACUAAAUUGGUCUCCGUUGUUUUUUUUUUAUUUGUCACUCUAGCUCUUUCCCUGUUAUCCACGUUAAUUUAGACAUUCAAAUUUAGUCUAAAGAAAGACUCGGCUUUUUUGUUGUUGUUGAUUUUCUCUCUCUCUAAAAGUCUGGGUGGCCAUGUGAUUUACCGACGAAGCAAGCGGGAUGCUUGAAAUGAAAAAUUUCACCUCAGCUAACAUGAAAUGGCGGACGUACGUACGUACGAACGGGCGGGCGGACGGACGAUUACGUCACAACCAAAAUUUUUUGGAUGCAUAGAUGACCGGUAAUAGUAGAUUAUAAUUAUUUUACUCUAUAUAAAGCUUCGAGUUUGAUUCAGACGUCGGAUAUGAUGGUGCCGAAUUUAACUCCGUUUGUUGUAAAUAUUCCCAGUCUCUACAAAUUUUUUUUUAUCCAAUAUGGAUAAGGUUUUCUACAAUUAAUGCAUUCAGUAUUCGGCACAUGUGUAAUGCGACUUCUAAAUCAAAUGUUGAACCUAAAUCGAAUUUUCGACUGUUUCAGUCGCAGAUUCGAGAAAGUCGUAUUUAACUUAAAACUGUGAAGUGUAUAUGAAAUAAUUCAUUUUUGAACUGCGGUUGUAGAUGAAAGUGAAGAAUGAUCAUCGCAGUAAAUUUUUCCAACUUAAGCAGUUGGAAAGAAGAAGCCUGAAAAAAAAAUCAGGGCUUCAACGGGAUUCGAACCCGUGACCUUCCCGUUACUUAAAACUGCCGAAUUUAGUUGAUUUAGUCGUUCCAUCUCAAAGCAGUUACCUCUCGAAUUAAAUUAGGCACAUGUGAAAAUCGACGAUUGAGCUCGGUAAUGAAAACAGUGUCCUGUAACAUUUAUAUUCCUGUAAACUUUGCUUUCAAUUUACAAAAUUAUGCCUCAAGCUAUAUGUACCACACAGGUAAAAAAGAGAGUAAAUAAAAAAUUUUAAAAAACAAAAAAAAAUAAGGUUACGAAGAAUUCGCUUCAAGCGGUUUGGAACCUGGGCCCUCAGAAACGGUAGUUAGAAGUAAGAGUUAACACCACUAUCCACUGGUCCACCUUGGUAAACGCUGACAAUUCAAGUUUAUUAAAAGAGGUCUAUAUUCCUUCUCUAUAGUGAUUGACAGUUUUCAAGGAUGACUUUUUCGGGUUUUUCUUAAAUUUCCGUGUAGAAUUAAAUCUUUAACUGAUCGAAGCUAGACGUAAAGAUCACAAUAAACCCAUUAAUAUUCUUUCAGGCUUGGUCCAUCGCGGGGAAACGUUGCAGAAAUUUAUGAACUAUCGAUCGCACGGUUACCGACUGAACCGUAUGACCGUACGAUACUCCCCCUGCUCGUAAGGUGUCUUUUCAUCAGUCGGGGAAAACAUAAACACAACAUUGUUUAUCAUUAUUUCCAUUGCUUUAGGUUAGGGUAGCAAACCAUUUGGCUUUUAGGGUUAGAAGGGCUGCUUCAUUAGCUCUCUCCCGGAAUGAAGAAAAACAAUAUGACCGCCAAAUAUAUACAUUCUUUUAGUUUUUAAAGUUCUCCUUUAUUAACAAACGUUGAACUUUUAUUUCGGCAAAAAAAAAUUAAGUUGAAAAGGGAUUUUACAAAAGUCUCAAGAGUAGGCCUCCUUUUCGAUUUUUAACUUGAUUUAUUGGUCAAUUUACGCAACUUUUAAACUUCAGGCUCAGUUUUGGUUUGGUUCUGCUUUGAAAAAACGGAAUGAUAAUUACUAGGAAAGACAGUGUACAGCAUUGUUGAGAAAAACAGGAAAAAAUUUGCCAAUUUAUGACAAAAAAGGUACUUUAAGAAGGAACUAAAACUUUCAAAACGCUCUGAUCACGUGGCUGAUGACGUCAUGUCCCUCUUUUGGUCACGAAAAUAAUUAACAGGUAGAACAUUACUCUCCCGCUAAUUUCCUCUGCCUUGUGAUAAAACGUUGCCUCUCUACAGCCCUCGGCCUAGUCUGCCGACUUUUUCACCCGUGUUCAUUACCCCCUUAAAUUUUAAAUGCCGGACGUCAACUGGUUAAAAAUGCCCCACACAACUAAAACCUCAAAUAUGUUAUUUGUUUUUAACUCGUUGAUAAAAUCUUGUCACAGCAAUAAAAAAAACCUAAUUCGGAAUAGUCACGUGACUGGUGACGUCAUUACCUUAGAUAUGACAUGGGAAGAUAUUUUAUGGCAAAUGUUAUUUUGUUGUGGUAUGACAGUAAUCUAGGUAUAAAAUUGUCAAAGUUAUAACGAUUUUUAAAAGAUUGCCUCAAAGGAUUCUCGGCGAUUUUUUUAUGAUAAUUAUAAUUUACUUUUAUAACUAGGAGUAAUCGAAGCCAGGACUGAGUGCGUUCGAUAUGUUUGUUCGGCGUAUAGGCGGCUAACAGAUGAGGGGGAAGAUUGGAUGGUUCUUGCGAUAGAUAAAUAUGGUUAUGGCAUAUUUUGAACGUAAGGGUUGCGUACAACUAAACCUCUAUUUAAACUGUGCUUGUACUCGGAAGAGACAGUGGCCAGAGUUUUACUGGCGCGAUUACAGGGCGCAGUUGUUCAAAGGCCGAUUAGCGCUUAACGCGGGAUUCUUUUUCUUUCUUCGAAAACAUUUCUUCGGAUAAUUUUCUCUGUUAUUUUCAAGAGAAUCCAAUCGUCAACUUGUUGACAAAAUGAAUUAAACUGAAUUUACCUUUUUAAAAGCUUUCACAUCUGAAUUCAAAUUUCGCACUAACCCUGUCAAAGCCUUCAGUGGAAUGCAUGUGCGGCUCACGUCAAUAACUUUUCAGUAAUUUGGUCAAGCGUGUUGAUUUCAGUCACUCGAGAGUGGCGCUACUGUGGGCUGGUUUAUAAGUUUUUCCUAAUAAAUAACAGAGUUAAAGUGUUCGUUUGUCUGGUGCCGAAAAUAUCACUAGUCAUGAUCAAAUAGCGCAGCCGAGCUUCACAUCUCGGUAGAUUUACUUUGUGGCCGCAACGGCUGCUGAGCUACACAACUCGGUAGGUUUACUUUGUGACACAACGGCCGCCGAACUACACAACUCGGUAAAUUUACUCUGUGGUCUGACAACGGCUGCCGAGCUACACAACUCAGUAGAUUUACUCUGUGACACAAAGGCAGCCGAACUAAACCCGGUUUGAUGCAUGCACCAGGAAUCGCACACAUUUUCCAAAGACAGUGACGGACCAUGCUGAAAAAUAUGAGGGCUUAGUCCAAAGCAAAAUUUAAAAGCAAACUUCUGAAAGAUGAACGCUUUAGAAGAUUCAGCAAACACAGAUCUAUGUACGCUUUACGAAGAUUCAGCAAACUUUUUUAAAAAUGAAUGCUUUACGAAGACAGAAUAUCAGACCUCAGCAAACCUUUGAAAGAUGAACGCCAAGGACACACGAAACACCACGUGAGUUAGCGCGUCAACGUGAGACAAAACGUAAGGAAGCACUUCAAAGUGAGGCAAAUGUGUUUCGACGACGACAAAAAUGCAAUCUCAAAUUCCCUUAUUAAUUGCACAGGACACCCAGUAAAGCACAGAACACCCAACACAAAUUAGGGGUUGCGUUCUCGUACCUCGAACGCAAUAAUUAUUAUUAUUGAAAUCCUUGUGACAUAGCCCCUUUAAGUUAUUAGUAUAGAAGAGAGAGGUCACGUCACGUUGCUAUGGUAGCAAAAUUUUUGAACAACAACAAACCGAUAAAGUCACUAUUCGCACUAUUUCAAAUUCACCGAUCUUAUUCGAUUUCAUUUAAUUUCGCAAAUUUUGGCGAAAUUUUCCUUGGAAGCGUAUCUAUCGUUAUCUAAGUUUGCAAAAAGAAAGGGAAAAUUUUUCUGCUGCGUUCACCUACUCCAUAGCGCGGGCUCGCGAAAUUAGGACGUUUCAUGUCGUAGUGGUACAACGAAGGCAAAGAAAUGUACAAAUAGCGUGAUGCACAUGCAAAGUUGUUUUUUGUUAAUGUAAACAUAUUAUUUUUUGCCGUUCUCCUUGCCGUCGUUGGUUUUCCUGUCAUCCAGAAAUAGUGCCACCAUGGUAAAGUGACGUCACACUUCUCUUCCCUAUUAUAACUAAGUAUAACGCUAGCCAACCAUGCGUUCUAAAAUUUUUUUAGGUUGUACCAGUGAUUGGACGCACUUUAAAAGCUACUGUUACUUUGUGAGUAAAGAACGCAAACCGUGGGACGACGCCCAAAAGUUUUGCGAAAAGCAGGAGGGAGAGCUAGUGGAGAUAACCAGCUUCGAAGAAAACGAGUACGUAUUCAAACUUGUUAACAAGCGAGAGCCAUCUCAUGAACGGGUUUGGAUCGGACUCAAGUAUGAUCAAGAGGUGAACAAAGUUCCUAUGGUCUGA